This is a messenger RNA of Caenorhabditis bovis, 486 nucleotides long. Lineage: Eukaryota; Metazoa; Nematoda; Chromadorea; Rhabditida; Rhabditidae. The record is from the annotation of a GenBank genome assembly.
AUGGAUCACUCGGCCCAUCACAAUCAUAAGGACCAUAUCGGGCACUCGGCACCGACCGCCGGCAGUGCUCAUACGAUGAUGAUGCAUCAUGCGAUGUCGUUCCAUUUCGGCACCGAUGAGACGAUAUUGUUCGAUUUUUGGAAAACGCACACCGCUUUCGGCAUGAUCAUCUCGUGCAUUUUGACAAUGGCCAUCGCGUUUCUCAUGGAAACCGUUCGAUUCUUCCGCAGAUAUAGAAAAGCUCAAAUUGAGCUUGGUCGAAUGCCAGUGGCUCCAGAGGAGAGACUCAAAGUCAACCCGAAACUCGAUAUCAUCGAUCCGAUAUUCCAAUUGCUGCAGCUCACCCUCGCCUACUUCCUGAUGCUCAUCUUCAUGACCUUCAAUGUUUAUCUUUGUGUGUUCACCGUCAUCGGCGAGAUUCUCUCGCAUCUCCUCUACCGAACCCUGUUCCCAUAUUUGGAUAGCAGCGUCAACGGGCAUUGCUAG